AUGGAAAAACCGCUUGAUUGGAUCUCCGAAGCAAAGUCUGUGAUAAAAAGCGAAAGACCCCUGCUGAAUCGUAUCGAGAUAUCAUCGUUGACUGCGUCUGACGGUGUAUACUUGAAUAUUGAAACUCUUGAGAGUCAAUUGUUUUGUGUGCUCUUGGAUAGUCGAGGUUUCCGUGUCGUUGCGAAAGCUUUCGACCAAGACACUCACGUUUCUCAGACUUAUUAUGAAACUCAAUUUGCAUUAUUUUCUAAUAUCAGUUUAAACUACAGUAAAAAAUUCAAUGAGUUAGUAGCUGCUAAAUUGCAAGAAGUCUCAGGGUCAUGCGAAGAUAAAGAUAAUUAA
Messenger RNA from Cinara cedri, 342 nucleotides. NCBI's taxonomy places the organism in Eukaryota, Metazoa, Arthropoda, Insecta, Hemiptera, Aphididae. The record is from the annotation of a GenBank genome assembly.